Messenger RNA from Xenopus laevis (African clawed frog), 1573 nucleotides. Its product is annotated as carcinoembryonic antigen-related cell adhesion molecule 1. The transcript has 8 exons. Bases 67 to 1275 code for a protein of 402 amino acids. Lineage: Eukaryota; Metazoa; Chordata; Amphibia; Anura; Pipidae. The record is from RefSeq and is a predicted model, not a curated record.
AAGGGGUUAAAUUGCAGAGUAAAAAAAGAAAACCGACUUCCUCUUACUGUUAGAGAGUAAGAGACGAUGGCCAGAGAGAAAGUAACAGGAGCCCAGACCCUUUGCAUGAGGAGAUAUCUGCUCACAGUUUGCCUCAGUGUUUGGAUGGAUUCAGCCCAUGGAAUUGGGGUUCAGCUGAUCCCUCAGUAUCCGGUGGUUAGUCAGUCUGUUACCCUGAGUGUCACUGGAGUCACUGGCACAAUACGACAGUUCUCAUGGUAUAAAGGUUCAAGUGUAGAUGCUAAUAACCAAAUAUUCAAUGUUAUUCCAUCUCUAAACUCAGUGACAAAUGGGCGUCAGUAUUUCCCUCGGGCCAGUCAUUUCCCAAAUGGCUCAUUGCAGAUCUCAGGCCUUGUUCCUACAGACCAGGGGAAUUACACAGUGUUUAUACAGACUGGUGAGACUACAGCACAACAUACAGUUCUCCUGACAGUUGAUGAGCCUGUCACUUCCUCAGUGAUCAGCACAAACAAUAAGGAACCCCAGGAGAAUGAGAAAGUCACCCUCACAUGCAGUACAAAUAAUGCAGAAAAGAUCCUUUGGAGCAAAAAUGGUGUCUCUCUCCCUCCUGGACUGAUUCUGUCUGCAGAUAACAAGACUCUCACUUUCUCCAGUGUCUCUCGCUCAGAUAACGGACAAUAUCGAUGUGAAGCUUCAAAUACCAUCAGUAAGAUUAUCAGUGAUCCCAACACAUUAACUAUAAACUAUGGUCCACAGAACCUGAAAAUUACAGGAUCGCUACAAGUGACUUAUGGGAACCCCAUGCUGUUGGAAUGUUCUGCUGAUUCUGUUCCAACACCAACCUAUCAGUGGAAAUUUAACUGGACUCUUUUAGAAUUGCAAAAUAACUUAUGGCACAUUCAACAGGCCACAUCGAAGAAUGUGGGAUAUUAUACCUGUACCGUGACUAAUUCAGUGACAAAACUCUCGCUGGAAACCUCUAUAUAUGUGACUGUGAAUAAUUUUGAGCCUCUUUCAGACAACUAUGCAGUCAUUUUAGCUGCCAUCGUCUGUGGGUGCAUCUUGGGGAGUGUACUCAUCAUCUGUGCUACGUUCCUUCUGUACAAGAGAUACGUUGUUCCCUUGAAAGGGCAAUCAGGUGACAGAGGAGAGGAUCCAUACCAAAUAUAUCAUAACAUUUCCAACACUUUAGUGGCUCAUCCUGAAAAAGAGGAAACUCCAUACGUGGGACUGGAUUACUCAUCUCAGAAUAUGUACAGCGAUCUGAAGCUAUAACGCAAUACAGAUAAUUCAUAUCAACUAUUGAUGUGGAAAACGCUUACAACAGGAUUAUUUAUUAUCAGUAUUCAAGAGGAACUAAAGACUGGCGAAAAUCAAAUUACAAUUGCUGAGCACUUACAAGUUUCCUUUGAUUGUUUAAUCUCCUGACAACUUCUUUAAUGACCAAAGAAUAAUGUAAUGAGCGGAGUUCAAUGAUUGAUUCUACAGUUAUAGUGUGUUUAUGUAAUGAAAAUAUAAUGUACUGUUAUUCAGCACUGGUAAAACUGGUGUGUUUGCCUCAGAAACUCUACUA